This is a messenger RNA of Clunio marinus, 648 nucleotides long. The record is from the annotation of a GenBank genome assembly. NCBI's taxonomy places the organism in Eukaryota, Metazoa, Arthropoda, Insecta, Diptera, Chironomidae.
AUGUCUUGUUUAAGCAUAGAAUUAAAUUUUGAAACUAAACUUAUGAACAUGAAAUUAUUCUUGUUAGUAUUCCAAGCUUCAGUUUAUGAACAUAUAAGUAGAAAGCUUUUGAAAUCUCAAAACAGAGAAGAAAUUUUCAGACGUAAACGAAAUAUUUGCAAAGUGCAUAAACACAAUGCAAUGCAAGUGCAUUUAAGCAAAUGUAAUUUUGCAUCAAAAAUGGAUGAAAUGAUAUUGCACUGCAAUCAAAAUACUGUUUAUGUGCUUAACACGAGCUAUACCAGUUAUGGGGAAUUUGACAUGAUUGGAUUGUUUGGCAACCAAAACGCCUGCCGAAGUCCAUCAACAUUUGGGAAUGCUACAACUCCAACUGCAAACUUUAAAUCAAAAUCGAAAGCCACAAACAUGCUGCUAGAUAAUCAAAUUAAUGAGAAACUCAAAGAAGUCAACAACAACUUAAUUAAGAAGCGACCACAUUUUUUGAAGCUUUUCAAUGAAAACUUUUUCAAGCCUGGUUCAGGAGAGAGUGAAAGUAGCAGUGGAUCACCUGAAAACAGUAGUAAAAGCGGGAAGUCGUUGACAAGACUUCAAGUGAAUGUGACAUACAAUCGUAGAAAUGUCGGAGUUGAUUUCGGGAUCGCAAUUUAG